AAAGGUCUCGAAGUAAAGAGAGCACAUUUGUUACUUUUUCAAUUUAUUGAAACUUUGUUCGAGGAAACAUGAAGCUUUUUGUUCUUUUUGGUGUUCUCGCUACUGUCGCUUAUGUCUCUGGUGCAAGUGCUCCCCAAGCAGUCUACGAUGGUCCAAUUUAUGAACUAAGACCGGUUGAAGAGGAUAAUGGCGGUGGCCAAGCAGUUGCAGAAAUAGAAACGGAAGAUAAUUCCACUGGAUUACCACCAAUUCGAGAACGCAGAGUAACAUGUGACGUUUUGUCGUGGCAAUCACAGUGGUUGAGCAUCAAUCAUUCCGCUUGUGCUGUCAGAUGCCUGACUCAACGGCGUAAAGGUGGUCGCUGUCAAGAUGGCGUAUGCAUUUGUCGGAAUUGA
Habropoda laboriosa is the source of this 395-nucleotide messenger RNA. RefSeq names its product defensin-2-like (gene Def2). The transcript is spliced from 2 exons. NCBI's taxonomy places the organism in Eukaryota, Metazoa, Arthropoda, Insecta, Hymenoptera, Apidae. Gene Ontology annotation, biological process: defense response to bacterium; humoral immune response. The record is from RefSeq and is a predicted model, not a curated record. The coding region runs from base 69 to 395 and encodes 108 amino acids.